GUUAGGAAACUGAGGGUCCGUGUAACAUGAUAAAUAAGUAAAUGAAAGCUGAAAACAUAUGGUAAACAGCAUAAUAGAAACACUAUCACAGCAGCUAGAUCUCUAUCUGUAACCUUGAACUACGUCAGUGUGUAAGCCAAUUCGUUCAAUACAAGGAAACGUGGUUAACUUGCACACAUUUGCCUGCAGUGGUACACGAGUGAAAGGAUGGGAGAAUCCGUAAGGACGACUGACGGGACAGGCUAUCAGUAUACAGAUAACUUUGACGUUACUGACGAAGUGAAAGAGCAGUUUGGCAGGGAUGGUUUUAUUAUAUUGCGGAAUUUUUUGGACACCGAAGAGGUGACUAACUUGAGAACAGCCCUGGAGCAAGACAAGACCCUGGAGGACAAUUACUAUACCAGGGACGACGGGGAGGGAAAUCAGGCCAAAAUGGCAAACUGGAAUCACCCUGUGGAUGACAUAACCGGGAUGAUUGGAAGGAGUGAUAAAGCUGCUGGGACCAUGGAAAAGGUAGCUACAGUACAUCUUUUAGGGGGAGAGGUUUAUCAAUAUCACGCCAAAGUCGUCAUGAAAGAACCGUUCACAGGGGGUGCAUUUGUGUGGCACCAGGAUUACGGUGAUUGGUACCAUUACGGCAACCUGUUUCCAAACAUGGCUACUGUGUGGAUUGCUGUGGACAGAGCAGAUAAGACAAAUGGAUGUCUGCAGAUACUACUUGGCUCCCAUCAAGCUGGGCGACUGGAGCACCUGAAAGUCGGUGAGCAAGCAGGGGCUGACCCGGAACGCGUAGAACUCCUGGCCAAAACCUGCCCCUUGACCUACGUCCAGCUUGACCCUGGAGACGCUGUGAUAUUUCACUGUAAUCUGGUCCAUCGAAGUGACCAGAAUCAAAGCCAGAGCCGCCGUUGGGCUUACCUUGUCUGCUAUAACCGUGCAUCCAAUGACCCAGUGUAUAAACACCACUAUCCCAACUACACGCCCCUGUUUAAGGUGCCGAAUAGCAGAAUAAAGGAAUGUGACACUAAAACAUCCACCGAACGAAAGAUUUUUUUCCAAGGACCCUCUGAUAUCCCGGGCUUCUAAAAUAAAAUGCAAAAUUACAGUACCAGCAAUAAAAUUAUUUUGCAACAGACAACUAGCGCACUACGUGAUCAGAGAGUAACGUGCAAUUCUUUACACAUGUGGAAGUGAAUGAAUCUCCAAAUCAAAUGACCUUCUGAUUUUGUCUGAAAAUAUAUAGUAAUUUAGCAGAGCGCCACAUUAAUUUUUUGUUACAAUUAUUUUAUGAUUGGAGAGGAAUACACUAUAGCUGUAGCUCUAAUUUAAGCUUCAUUUGGGUGAAUGUCUAUUGCUUAUGCACUGUAGAAUGCUACGUUGUACGUACUAUAUGUUUAUUUCUUGCAAUAUCAGUACAAGAGUAAUAAAUACACGAACUGAUUGUGUGUAGAGAAAUGUGUUUUUCCCCUCUUCUUUCAAAGCCUUUUCUGGUAUUACAUGUGCAUGAAUUGGACAACUGGAAUAUCCUCUGUUGACGUACAAAACUGACUUUUCUUUUAUUUGAUUAGACAACUUACUCAGAAUUACCAAGGGAGUUAAAAUUCAAUGUUUAGUUUAUUGUGGGAACAGCUAGUGGGGGUUCACAGAGGGGGGAGACGCCCCAGGACUUUUAGACCCAAGAGUGGGACAUUUAAUGACGAAAAAUAGAGUUCAUUUUGAUGGCAGAGGACUUAGUACCUUUACUUUUAAUUUAUUGAAUAUGAAAGAUAUUAAGGUAGUAGAUAUUAAGAUGGUGACUGACAUCUUUAAAAUUGAGAGAUGAAAUGUGUAUUUGUUACUGUUAUUUUAAAGGAAGAUAACCCCUCCUUCAUGGUCAUUGAUCAUGUUCUCCCUAUACAGUAAGUUUGUAAAUUUUGUAUCACACUACUUUAUAAUUGUUUAAAAGGAUUUAAUACAUAUUUAGUAUUGAUGAAAUUUCUAUUUACAUUUUAAUCAUAGCAGGUCUUGUUGUAUGUGUUUGCUUAAUAUUAAACAGGCCAGUAUAUCUGUUUUCAUUGUCUUAAAUCUUUCCUUUUUUUAUAGCUUGUAUUAGAGUAACUGUACUAUUUUUUUUCAGAAAAAAAAAUGCUGCCAUAGAAGGUUCCAGGCAGUAGAGUGAUAUGUUAAAAUAAUCCAUUAAAUUUGCUCAAAGCACUAUGUGUAAAACAUUUUUUAAAUAUAAUGCAUGAGCUUUUACUGAAACCCAAAGACUUCAAUGUAGUUCGUUGUCAAACCAUUAUAAAAAGUGACAAAGUUAAAAUAUAGUAGGGACCUUUCAGUCAGUCCAACACGUAUGUCUAGACAUCAUGUCAGUCUGUUACAGGC
Messenger RNA from Lingula anatina, 2364 nucleotides. RefSeq lists its product as uncharacterized. The record is from RefSeq and is a predicted model, not a curated record. Lineage: Eukaryota; Metazoa; Brachiopoda; Lingulata; Lingulida; Lingulidae.